Messenger RNA from Micropterus salmoides (largemouth bass), 3378 nucleotides. It is a transcript of the gene cnr1, whose product is annotated as cannabinoid receptor 1. The record is from RefSeq and is a predicted model, not a curated record. Gene Ontology annotation, cellular component: membrane. NCBI's taxonomy places the organism in Eukaryota, Metazoa, Chordata, Actinopteri, Centrarchiformes, Centrarchidae. Gene Ontology annotation, molecular function: cannabinoid receptor activity. The coding region runs from base 327 to 1736 and encodes 469 amino acids. Gene Ontology annotation, biological process: G protein-coupled receptor signaling pathway. The transcript has 2 exons.
CGCUGGAGCAGCAGCAGCAGCAACCUGCAUUCACAAAGCAGGAGCGCACUCCAAGAGCGACAAGACACAUCUAGGCUUUAGACAUUAGAUAAACUUAUGUCACAUAUUUUGACAAAGAAAUUUGUGACUAUCAUGAUAAUGGUAGUUUUAUUCUAACACAUGCACGCUGCUUGCUUCUCCUUGUAUGUAAAAUCUGUGUUGGUUGGAUGAUGCGCUUCUGACUUGGAUUAACGCGCGGUGAUAAAGGGACAUUGUGCGCACUUGGAAAAACAUUAUGUAAGGUUGUCCAGGCGUCUUACACUGCAGUAUUACCCUCAGACACAGCCAUGAAAUCUGUGCUGGAGGAUGUGGCGGACACCACCUUCCGGACUAUUACAUCUGGUUUACAGUAUCUGGGCUCCAAUGAUGCCAACUACGACGACCCCCUCAAUGAUGUAGACUUCAAGGGCAGUUUCUCUCUGCAGAAGCCCUUAUCCGCUUUCCGCAGCAACUCCUUCCCAAACAAGGUACCUGCAGACGAGGAGCUCAUCCUCAAGGGCAUCCCGUUCUACCCUACUAAUGCCACAGACUUGUUUGGCAACAGGAGCACGUUCAGAGAUGAGACUAACAACAUACAAUGUGGGGAGAACUUUAUGGACAUGGAGUGUUUCAUGAUCCUGACCCCCAGCCAGCAGCUGGCGGUGGCUGUGAUGUCUCUGACUCUGGGUACCUUCACGGUGCUGGAGAACCUGGUGGUGCUCUGCGUCAUCUUUCAGUCCCGCACCCUCCGCUGCAGGCCGUCCUACCACUUCAUUGGCAGUCUGGCUGUGGCUGACCUACUGGGAAGUGUCAUAUUUGUCUACAGCUUUCUGGACUUCCAUGUUUUCCAUAGGAAGGACGGCCCAAAUGUUUUUCUCUUCAAGUUGGGUGGAGUCACGGCGUCAUAUACGGCAUCUGUGGGGAGCCUUUUCCUCACUGCCAUUGACCGCUACAUCUCCAUACACCGGCCUCUCGCCUACAGGCGUAUCGUGACACGGACCAAGGCUGUCAUUGCUUUUAUUGUGAUGUGGACCAUCUCCAUCGUCAUCGCAGCGCUUCCCCUGCUGGGAUGGAACUGUAAACGUCUCAAUUCUGUUUGCUCAGACAUAUUCCCUCUGAUUGAUGAGAACUACCUGUUGUUCUGGAUCGGUGUAACCAGUGUGCUGGUUCUUUUCAUUAUCUACGCCUACAUAUAUAUUCUCUGGAAGGCACACCACCAUGCUGUACGAAUGCUGAGCCGCACCUCACAGAAGAGCCUUGUUGUUUACUCAGCAGAUGGGACUAAAGUGCAGACCACACGCCCCGAGCAGGCACGCAUGGACAUCCGUCUGGCAAAGACCCUAGUGCUUAUCCUGGUGGUGCUGGUCAUCUGCUGGGGCCCAUUGCUCGCCAUCAUGGUUUAUGACCUCUUCUGGAAGAUGGACGAUGACAUCAAGACAGUAUUUGCAUUCUGCAGCAUGCUCUGUCUGCUCAACUCCACUGUCAACCCAAUCAUUUACGCUUUGAGGAGCAAGGACCUGCGGCACGCCUUCCUGAGCUCCUGCCGUGCCUGCAGGGGCAAUGCCCAGCAGUUGGACAAUAGCCUCGAGUCAGACUGCCAGAACAGAAAUGCCAACAUUUCUGCCAACAGGGCUGCAGAGAGCUGCGUGAAGACCACUGUGAAAAUAGCCAAAGUAACGAUGUCUGUGUCCACUGAAACUUCUGCAGAGGCUGUCUAAUUGGCCGUCACAAGGGAAACUGUGUAAAUGUCAUCUUCUCUCAAACAAUGCCAUUCAACACAAUAAAGCAGAAGUUAGGUAUUCCAGAGAAAAAAAAUCCUCUACUCAAAGUAUUGACUUACAUUCUCACAUAGACGCUUUUAGUGGGUGCAUUAUUUUGUGUCAUUGUGUGAGCACAUAGUGUGCCAAAGUGCCAAAUGGUAUUGCAAGUUCAUAGAAAGGACUCAAGAUUUGAAAGGAUUAUCAAAGACUAUCAUAAGUCUGCUGUUUACCAUAGACUUCAUGAUAUCCAGUUAGUGGAGGCAUAUUAUAUUUUUGUACUGUGAAUUCAGGUUUUGAAACCAAUAUAUCUUCAUUUAUGGGAUAAGGGGCUACUGACAUUGUUAAUUGGAGAUGUUUUUCUGUGUAAUUUAAACUUAACUAACAUGUGUCUUGCACCAUUAAUAUAACACAUUUCCGCACCAUGACUUUCUACAGGGUUCAUGUAGAUGCAACUGACACGCAUAAAGACAUUUCUCUGAGGAAAUUAUAUAUAAAAAAAUCCAAAUAAUCCAUUUAACAUGUCGCUUUUGUACUUCAUCUGACAACACUCGGUGAGUGGCAAAUGUGUGAAGAGAUUUAGUGAAAUGAGGGGUGAUUCAUGCUCAAGAUUAAAAAAAACAACAACUGCAUAUUUAUCACCAUCACAAUUAAACUCAAAUGAGAUGGAAGUAAAUGAAUUCACAGCUUUUGAGUAUUUCAUAUCUGAAAUGGCAUUUUCUGUGGCGGUUGUACCUGUUGUCCAUUUCUUUACUCGCUAGCUGUUAGACCUGUAGAGUAACGUGUCUUUGUUCAAAUGUAUACCUAACAACUGUACAGUGUUUUCUUGCUAAGUAAAGUGUUCAAAUGGACCCAUUCAGCUGUAUAGCUAACACAACACAACAACAAUAACAGCAAGCUUCGGGCAAAAGCUUGAACUUUCAAAACUGAAUUUGGACACAGUGUGCUGGUCACUACUGUAACAAACUGAAGUGGUUUCCGACUAUUGCUGCUUUCAACAAAUGUAUGAUUUUACUGGAUUCAGCCUUGUAUGUGUAUGAUACCUUGUGACUUGGUGAUAUGUUUCCAACCCCAAGUCUUUUGAUCAUUGCAGUGAGUUGUUUUAGUGCUACUGUUGCAGCGGGGCAUCAUUUUGGAAAAUAAAAGCAACCCAUGCACAGGCCUAGUGAAGUAUUUGGCGUAACUCUAAAUAAAAAUAUGUCUGCUGUUAAUUUUACUUAUCUAAACAAAGAAACAGGAGUCUUUUCAUUAGCUGGUAACUUGAAUGGAAGUCUGUGUGUAUGCAUUGUGUGGAGAAUCGACAACAGACCAUACAAAAGAAUCUGAGAACAUGUGAUGUAGUACUUUUAAUCUAGAAAUCUCACAGCACAAUUGUUCUGUAGACGUUUAUCUUGGUGUAAAGUUAUCCAGACAGCUGUUAAUCAGUAUGCUUUGCUGCCUCUUGUAUUAUUGAGUAUUGAAGAUCAAAAUGUCAACUGUCAAGUGGCUUCUGUACAGUGGUGGCAUAAUGAGAAAUCUAUGACUUAGAAACCACAUUUCAGUCAAGUGCUUUUAGUAUUGCUGUUUUCAAACUUUUGAAUAAAGUCGCAGCUGGUUGUCAUUU